Messenger RNA from Saccoglossus kowalevskii, 475 nucleotides. RefSeq lists its product as uncharacterized. NCBI's taxonomy places the organism in Eukaryota, Metazoa, Hemichordata, Enteropneusta, Harrimaniidae. The record is from RefSeq and is a predicted model, not a curated record.
AUCUGCGCAUUUAAAGUAUUCGUGAAGCUCAUCAAAGUUUGUAUUUAAGAUGCAAUUCAGUUAUUUAGUGUGUCUGUUGGUCCCAGUUAUUUGGCUGGCAACAACGGGUCUGGUUACCUGCACUGACGAACUGGUGAAUGGAUGUAGCGAUUGUGGAGGUGUAUGUCGUGCUCAUAAAUGCAAUAAAUGUGAGACAGAAUCAGCAAUUUGCAGUGCCGAUUGUAGAAAUGAACGAGUUUGCUGUUUGCCAUGUGUCGAUUGUGCUGAUGAUUGUGGUGGCAGAUGCCGUGCUCAUAAAUGCGAUAGAUAUGAAAAAGAAUACAACUGCUCUAGCUGUGGACGUAAUCGGGUGUGCUGUGUGUAAAAUAUAAAUCGGGAUACUGAACCAAUGCAACUUCUAAAUCUACUGCUUAUUGUGUGUCUUAUGUAGUUAUUAUAAUUGCUCGCAAAAUAAAGAAAAGAAACAAUCAUAGAA